UCGGAUCUGCUGGGAGUUUCAUUUCAAACCUCCCCAUGAUUAAAAAAAAAAGAGGGAAUUUUGCAGUUUUCCCGAUUGGAGGCUGCGGGGUAUGCGAGCGCAAAAAAUAUCACGUUCAGUAAAAUGUAAACUACUGGUGGCCGAAUGUUGUGGUCUUACCUGCCUAGCGUCACAUUUUGCAAAAAACGUGACCAGGUGAACUCGCAAGUUGCGACACUCUUAAGUCAAGUUACUACUCCGUAAUAACGCUCAGUUCUGCUUUAUUCCGUCGUCGUCAUCAUCAUCUUCUCGCGGGUCCUGCCGCAGAUGGACUUUGGGACCGAGCGCUGAUGAGCGGAAACGACUGUUCCUCUUCCGAUUGAGACCGACACCUACCGUCACCCUGGCAAUGUCAAGGGUCCCGAGUCCCCCUCCCCCGGCGGAAAUGUCCAGCGGGCCUGUCGCUGAGAGCUGGUGCUACACGCAGAUCAAAGUAGUGAAGUUCUCGUACAUGUGGACCAUCAACAACUUCAGCUUCUGCCGCGAGGAGAUGGGCGAGGUUAUCAAGAGCUCCACCUUCUCCUCGGGGGCCAACGACAAGCUGAAGUGGUGUUUGCGCGUCAAUCCCAAAGGUCUGGACGAGGAGAGCAAAGACUACUUGUCGCUCUACCUGCUGCUGGUCAGCUGUCCGAAGGCCGAGGUCCGAGCCAAGUUCAAGUUCUCCAUCCUCAACGCCAAGGGGGAGGAGACCAAAGCCAUGGAAAGCCAGCGGGCGUAUCGCUUCGUGCAGGGGAAAGAUUGGGGCUUUAAAAAGUUCAUCCGGCGAGACUUUCUCCUCGAUGAAGCCAACGGUCUCCUGCCCGACGACAAGCUCACGCUCUUCUGCGAGGUGAGCGUGGUGCAGGACUCGGUCAACAUAUCCGGCCAGAACACCAUGAACAUGGUGAAGGUCCCCGACUGCCGACUUGCCGACGAGCUGGGGGGCUUGUGGGAGAACUCCCGCUUCACCGACUGCUCCCUGUGCGUGGCCGGCCAGGAGUUCCAGGCUCACAAGGCCAUCCUGGCAGCACGCUCGCCUGUGUUCAGUGCUAUGUUUGAGCACGAGAUGGAGGAGAGCAAAAAGAACCGCGUGGAAAUCAACGACGUGGAGCCAGAGGUCUUUAAAGAGAUGAUGUGUUUCAUUUACACUGACAAGGCCCCCAACUUGGACAAGAUGGCCGACGACCUUCUCGCUGCAGCUGACAAAUACGCCCUGGAGAGACUGAAGGUCAUGUGCGAGGACGCACUGUGCACCAGCUUGUCCGUGGAGAACGCGGCCGAGAUCCUCAUCCUGGCCGACCUGCACAGCGCCGACCAGCUCAAAACGCAGGCGGUCGACUUCAUCAACUACCACGCCGCUGAGGUGAUGGAGACGGCGGGCUGGAAGUCCAUGGUGGAUUCCCAUCCUCACCUGGUGGCCGAAGCGUACCGCUCGCUGGCCUUGGCCCAGUGCCCGUUCCUCGGACCGCCACGCAAGCGCCUCAAACAAUCCUAAUGGGCCCGCCGCUUUUAGCGCGUCACACAAACGUCCCCUUAAUGCCCGCAAAAACGGAGAAACCCCCUGGCCCCCCCUGCCGCCCCCACACUUUUGCUGUUACCUACUACACUACCUACAGCUUCCCCACCCCUGAGCUGCCACUUCUGCCCCCCUCCCGAUCCAGAACCUGCUGUAUUUUUAGUCCCUUCUAAUGACGGAGGGAAGAGCGAGGAGGAGAAGGGGGAGGAGUGGCAAGCGGAUAUUUGUCGUUUACAGAAAAAAAAAAACCAAACCUGCACUUUCCUCCGCGGCUAGUGAGGUGGGACCUCGCGGUCUUUUCAGUUUUUAUUAUUAUUAUUUUUUUUAAUCUUUUUCCGUUUGCGGGAGACCGGAAUCCUUCGACUGCGAUGGAAAGCGGACGCCAAGCGCUCGCGAGGUCCUUUGAACGUUUGAUAUGAUUUCAGCUUCCUCGGUGCGGAGUGGAGGCCAAAGAGGACACGGAAGCGAGGAUUUACACUCGGAAAGGACCCCCCCCCCCCCCCCCCACGAAAGGCACCAAAAGGGCUAGUGAAACGGAGAAAAAAAAACAAACGAGAAAAAAGGGGUUUCCUCAAAGAAAUUUGGGAACGAUUGCACUGAAAGAAUACCCAGGCCCCCCAAUCACGCGAACUUUAUUUAUACAGCGCUUCUCACGCAUAACGCGCGACGCUUCACACGGAUACAAAUCAACUCCAACAAUCAAGCGCCACCAGCACGAAGGCCGGAAAUGCUGUCGGAAAGCACACGGACGAACUCCGGCCCCACGCGGGACAAGAAUACCCUUUAAAGAUGCUUUAUCACAGACCUCCGUUUAUUAUUCCCCCCCCCCGAAUCGAAAACAGGUAAACGACAGUGACUAGCGACGCACGGCUAGAUAUCGUGUACUCGUGGGUACUCUUGAAAGCCAAACUAAUCCGAGGUACAGUGAAGAAAAUAAGUAUUUGAACACCCUGCUGUAUUGCAAGCUCUUAGAAAUCAUGGUAGGGGCUGAAAUUUUCAUCGUCGGUGCAUGCCCACUGUGAGAGAGAUCAUCUAAAAAGACAAAUCCAGAAAUCACAAUGUAUGAUUUUUUUUUUUUAACGAUUUAUUCGUGUGUUACCGCUGUAAAUAAGUAUUUGAACACCUGUCAAUCAGCACGAAUUCUGACCCUCAAAGAACUGUUAGUCCGCCUUUAAAAGUUCACCUCCACUCCAUGUUUUAUCCCGAAUCAGAUGUAACCAUGUUUGGAGGAAGCCGAAUGAUGAGUUCCAUCCCAAGAACACCAUCCCUACUGUGAAACACGGGGGUGGUAGCUUCAUGCUUUGGGGGUGUUUUUCUGCACAUGGGAGAGCACGACCGUGGCCAUGUACUGUGAGUUUUUGGGGAACAACCUCUUUCCCUCAGUCAGAGCAUUGAAGAUGGGUCGUGGCUGGGUCUUUCAACGUGACAAUGACCCGAAGCACAUAGCCAGGAAAACCGAGGAGUGGCUCCGUAAGAGGCAUAUCGGGGUUCUGGUGUGGCCUAGCCAGUCUCCAGACCUAAACCCAAUAGAAAACUUUGCGUCUCUCACCGACAGCCCAGAAACCUGUCUGAUCUAGAGAAGAUCUGUGCGGAGGACUGGGCCAAAAUUCCUCCCGCAGUGCAUGCAAACUUGGUGAAUAACUACAGGAAACGUUUGACCUCUGUAAUUGCAAACAAAGGCUACUGCACCAAAUAUUAACAUUGGUUUUGUCAGGUGUUCAAAUACUUAUUUGCAGCUGUAAUAUUCAAAUAUCUUACAAAUCUUUUCGAGAUGAUCUCUCUCACAGUGGACAUGCACCGACGAUGAAAAUUUCAGACCCCUCCAUGAUUUCUAAGUGGGAGAACUUAUAAUAUAGCAGGGUGUUCAAAUACUUAUUUUCUUCACUGUAUCUGCAUUCAAAAUAACAAACAUGCAUGCAUGUGUUUUCAACGCUUUUUCCCAUCAAAACUCACUCUGUCUUUUUUUUUUUUUUUUUUUUAAAUCAACAUUCGCCAACAAAUUUUCUUUGCGGGCAUGUCGACUGAUGGCCAUUUUAAAUGAAAUGAACACGUUUUAAUGUUCAAAUGAGACCAGAAUGUGAAUAGAGAAGAAAAAGAAAAAUACACAAAACAGUUGAAAGGGUUCUUUGUUUUUUUUGCCAGUGAAGGGGGGGGUGCUCAAAGAAUUAAGGAACCGUAGUUUCUUUCUUUCUUUCUUUCCUGUAGAUAAGUGACACUUAGUUGUUGCCAUUUUUUUGUUCCCGAAAGAAUAAACCACAAGUAUUUUGUAUUGAA
Syngnathoides biaculeatus (alligator pipefish) is the source of this 3808-nucleotide messenger RNA. It is a transcript of the gene spop, whose product is annotated as speckle type BTB/POZ protein. The coding region runs from base 389 to 1513 and encodes 374 amino acids. Gene Ontology annotation, biological process: proteasome-mediated ubiquitin-dependent protein catabolic process; regulation of proteolysis. Gene Ontology annotation, molecular function: ubiquitin protein ligase binding. The record is from RefSeq and is a predicted model, not a curated record. Lineage: Eukaryota; Metazoa; Chordata; Actinopteri; Syngnathiformes; Syngnathidae. Gene Ontology annotation, cellular component: cytoplasm; nucleus. The transcript is spliced from 9 exons.